Messenger RNA from Bombus pyrosoma, 2801 nucleotides. Its product is annotated as pancreatic triacylglycerol lipase-like. Gene Ontology annotation, biological process: lipid metabolic process. Lineage: Eukaryota; Metazoa; Arthropoda; Insecta; Hymenoptera; Apidae. The record is from RefSeq and is a predicted model, not a curated record. The transcript has 8 exons. The coding region runs from base 939 to 2561 and encodes 540 amino acids. Gene Ontology annotation, molecular function: triacylglycerol lipase activity.
AGUGCGCGUUGCUUGCUCGAACGCCGAACUCGUCUUCGUUCCUCCGUUACACGAGUCGAUUGUCCGUGACUUUGAACCCUCGAACGGACCAGUUAGUUGCUCUCGACGUUGGACUAAAUUCUUAAACGAUUCUUAAUCGAGAGCCUUGCGCUGAUUUCGACAUCGUGAUUUCUCAAGGUAAGAAGAACGUCGUCGGCAUUUUCCAAGAAAUCGGCAAUACUGCAUGUACGAUAGAGAAGAUCAGUGACGUUGAUGAACUCGAUUGGAGCGAGUUUGCUUAAGAAGAUCAAGGUCACGUUUGAUUAAAACCACGAUUCGAAUAUCGAACGAAAGCAUCGCUAAUUAAUGCAAGAACAAUUUCUAUCGAAAGACUUCGAUAUCAACGCGCAGGAAAUUUUAUUUUCUAAUAAAUUAUCGUUCCCGACCGACGGCCACCUAUCGCCAUUUUGCGUCAAUCGAUCUUUCGCUGGCACGCAAUUCUAUAUACUUGUACAUAUCAGCUGGAAAGAUCGGAUAGGCCGGAAGAGGAGGUCCUUAGUUCCACAAGAGAGACUCUGUGUUCAGUGACGAAAUUUUCAUUCCCUUUCGCUUUCGGGAAUUUAAAGGAUCGUGUUUAGAAUUUCGCCAACUUCGUUUCGCUCGUUUCGAGUUUGACGCGAGCAUUUACGAAUUUUUAAGUUUGGUGCAGCGUAAUUCGACGAUCUUUCUCAAGUAGCAAUCGAAAUAAGGUCGCGAGACAUUGGAAUCGCUGGAAAUAUCUGGUAACAUGAAGAAAGAAGAGGAAGAAUAUGUUUCGGAAAAUGUCUAGUGACUGUGCGGCAAAGUGUUGGGACUCGAACUCGCAUUAAGCAUCGAUAAGUAAAAUUGUUCGUAGAUGGGCAGUGAUUUAAAUUGUGUGCUCGAGUUAAUUGUUAUGUAGAGUCGCGUGACUAUACAAAAUGUCGUUUGUGAACGGGACGAUGAUGUUACUCGCGUACACCGCGAACAUGAUCGCGACGUUACCUGAAAAAGUGGGUUCCGAGCUUGGUGAGAAUACUAUCGACAACAUGAACGUAACGACGACCACGUUAUCACCGGAAGAACGAGAAAACCAAUUUGAUUUUGACGAUCAAUGGUACAUGUGGCGAUGUUUCGACCCGUACGGCUGCUUCUACAUCGGUUCGCCAUGGUCCGGAGAGAACAGACCAGUCUCCACGUUUCCGGCUCGGCCGGACAGUAUAAAUCCACGUUACAUGCUUUACACUCGAGAUAAUAAGGCUCAGCCACGCGAACUCAAAAUCGAUAAGUACGAAACUAUUCGCGGAGCGCCCCUUAAAAACGAUAGGAAUCUUUAUUUGAUCGUUCAUGGCUUUCUCGACAACGGCGACAAAACAUGGGUUUUGAGAACGAUGGAGGAAUUAUUAAUCAAGGAAGACAGCAACGUGGUGAUCGUGAACUGGAUCGCUGGAGCGGGUCCACCAUACACGCAAGCUGUGGCCAACACAAGGUUGGUAGGCGCGAUGACGGCUCGUUUGGCUUAUCAGUUGAUCGAAGUUGGACGAGUGGAUUCCACGAGGAUACACUGCAUAGGGCACAGUCUUGGUGCGCAUACUUGCGGCUAUAUCGGAUAUACUUUAAGGCAGACGUACGAUCAUAAACUUGGAAGGAUCACUGGCCUCGAUCCUGCCGAACCGCAUUUCAGCAACACGUCGACGAUGGUUCGGCUCGAUCCGACCGAUGCCACCUUCGUCACAGCUAUCCACACCGAUUGCAAUCCUUUUAUCAGCGGCGGCCUCGGCAUCACUCAACCUGUCGCGCAUAUCGAUUUCUAUCCGAACGGUGGUCGCAAUCAGCCUGGUUGCAACGAGGGUGUUCUCAAUUUUAUCACCUUGGAACAUGGCAGCUUCUUCCGUGGGAUAAAGAGAUUCGUCAGCUGCAAUCACAUCCGCAGUUACGAAUAUUUCAUAGAGAGUAUCAACACGGACUGUCCAUUUCUGACGGUUCCUUGCCCCUCUUGGGACAAGUUUCUAGAAGGCAGUUGCUUCGACUGCGUGAAUCAAUACUGUCCCAAGUUUGGGUUAGACGCUCAACCCGGAAACUACCACGCAUCCGUCUACUCGAUGACUGGAUCCACCAAACCGUUUUGCAGAGGCCAUUACAAAGUCGUCAUCAACGUCUCGAAGACGAACGAGAGUCUGGAUCACGGUGGCGAGAUUGGAACUUUCGCGAUUAAAGUAAUCGGACAAAAUGGAAAGAAGUCAGGGAGAAUUCCGCUCAGUUCUCAAUCGACGUACUACGAACCAGGUAGCACUCACACUGUGGUACUGCUUGGUGACGUGGUUGGCAAACUGGAGUCAGUGGAAAUUUCGUGGGAGUACCGAGUCUCUGUUUUCAAUCCGCUCACGUGGAGGCUUCUGCACACGCCUCGCGUCUAUAUCGACUCGUUGAGCGUCGAGAGUUUGGAGGCCGCUCACAGGAUUACCGUGUGCCCUGACAAAUCGAAAGCUCUGCUCGCCAAGCAACCAAAGCUCUUGACGACCAAGAAUUGUCAAACAGCUCGGCUGAACCUGGUUUCAACCUAGGGACAUCUUUCAAACCUUUAAAUCGAUCAUCGAUACAAUUUGCUUCUUACGAAUUUAGCUAUUUAGCUUCCAAGAGACUCGUAGUAGCUCUGGCUGUCAAGAUUUCACUUUUCACACACUACCGUACGAGAUCAAUCGUUGACGCUAUAACAUUAUAAAUGGACCGUUCUUACCAUUUACUUGUUGCUUAUUGUACGACUUAUUUUUUAAGAAAUAAAUAUACUUUUCUUUUUCUAAUAA